AUCAACGCCGUCCUCUAUAUAUCCCCCCACAGGUUCUUCGUUAGCUAUCACAUAUCACUUCUGGCAUAUCUCUGUUGCGUUGCCCUCGCUGCUGCUGCGCUUGCCUGCCUGCCUGCUUCGCUUGCCCCUCCCUCGAAACGCCGGCCUGCUCAGUCCGUUCCUCCUGCCCGCUCAACACGCUGGUCCAUUGCUGGCUACUUUGCUGGCUGCUUGUUGUUGUCAGAAAAAGUGAGCUUCGAUAAUAUAGACUAAACCUGAGCACAGUGACCUUUUCCCCGUUUUCGCCUUCUCAUAUCUCACCCCCCUUGCCGGCACUGUUGCUUUGCUCGCUCCUUCUGCCAGUUCCCUCGACUACGCACCAAAAUCAACAGCCAAUCUGCUGCAACCUAGAAGAAAAGCGCCCGUCCCUUCCCCAUUUUUUUUUUACCCCAGAUUUCCCUUAUAAUAUAAUUUUUUUUUCCUGCUCGCUUUGGCUGCUUCGCGGUCUCUGCGUUCAGUGUCUGGUCUGGCUGGAGAUUGUCCAUCUUGUUUGUUGUACCUACCCUCCUAGUACGUACCUUACCUAGUCGUUUGUUUAAACCCUCGUGAACUCUUUUCGUCCCCAUUCCUGGGGAACGUUCGCGCGGAACAUCGCUGUAGGCGAUCGAGAUCGCUUCAAGAUUUUAGUGGCUCACAAGGAACACGUCAGUUAUCAGAUCUAAAAAUUAAUUCCUUGUCGCUCCUCCUUCCGCCGUCAUUUCUGCUGCGGGUACGAUCUGACAGGAAAACGGUUUAUGCUCUUUCACGACUGAACAAUUAAAGAAGCUCUCGAACAUAGGCAUCGAAUUUGCUUUUUUGUACAUCGCUUCCUUGGGUCUUGUGCUGCAGGUCUGAUCUUUUCUCGCUGGUUCGUCAAUCGAAUCGUGUGUGCCCAAACCCCAGGUCCAUUGAAAUCGGGUCAGAUCUGAUCGACGGGUUCAUCACUGCACACGUAGCAGCGUCAGAUCCAUCAAUAAAAUUGAUUGCAUCGAAUCCGAUCGCGUACAUCGUGUAGGAAAACCGGGCCACGAUUCUGCGGGGGCAAAAAAGGAAGUAAGGGUAGGGGCUGAAGGAAGCCUUUUGGCUCAUCGGAACAAAAAAAAGCUUGACUUAUUCCUUUCCUGGAACUGGCGAUUAUCCACAGACCUGUCAUUGAGGUUGGCUGCUUAAUUAGUGGUGGAAUUAAUUUUUUUUUGGAAACGAAGCAGCAGCCCUGCAACCGACGACAAAUAAGAAAGUCCGGGAAUAUUGUUAAUGAGCCAUACUCUGAUCCCUUCGAGGGACGAUCCCUUUCAAUUAUCAACUCCCGUGGAGCCCAAGACACCGAUGCAGUUCCGCACAAAGUCCCCGGUACGCUUUUUGCUGUUCUUACCGUUCUCUUUUCCCUUUUCUUGUUUUUCUGCCUCCAUUCCAUCCUCUGCAGAAUCGAUCAUAAUUCUGUGCUCUCUACCUUAUUUUAAAUGAUUUUCUCUCACAAAAUUCCUCUCCAUCUUUUAAAUUUCUCCGUGAUUGUUUGCAAUAAAAAAGAAAAUUGUGAAUUGCCGCUCAUACUUGCCAUCCAGGCCCAUCUGCCGCUCAUAAAGCAACUGCAAAGGCAGAGCGAGCUAAGCUCGAGCCAGUUCGCCCUCCUCUUGGUUGAUGCAAAUGGGCAUUCCCAAUUGGUUGGGUCAGAGGCCUUUAGGGAGCAUCUGGGUCGUUGGCUGCCGGAUGAAGUCCGCAAAGAUGCCUCUCAAAUUUCUGUCGCUGCGGCGAUGAAGAAGGGGAUUCAGCGCCAUCAUCGUAACGACUAUGACAAAGAUCACCAAUCACCAAACCGUGGCUCGAAUGGAGUGGAUAUCGACGGCGACAUGGAGGACGAAGAUGAUGGUAAUGAAGGGGAUAUCGAUGGGGGGCAAUGGGCAGACGCUGAGGCCGACGAGGAUAACCAUGACGGCUCAUCCAUUCAUCAACAGUCGACCCCUCCAGAGGAUUCAGACUGUCUCAGCUCUCCAAAGGCUAUGCGUGCGAACGGUGAUUCUGGGAUACUGCUACCGCCUCCCCCGGCAGACCAGCGACGAAUCAUCCGAGCCAAUGGUGCCAAUCGUAAGCGCCCGGUUCAACCAGAACUUCAGACAACACCGGCCAAGAAGCGAAGAUCGACGGUUAAGAGGUCUGUUCGACGGGCCGAUUCGUCAUCGGGCGAGUCUAACGAUGUCGUCUUGCACGAAGAGAUAGAGUACAAAGGGUUGGAUAUUACUAAUGAGGAAGAAGUCAAUACCUUUUUUGAAACUCGGCUACGCCAGAUGCAGCAACUCGUUUGCAAGGUCGUCGCAAAGUGCUGGAUAAAGGUUAUAGAACCAAAGAAGCAGUCGAACUUCCCAUACAACCGAGGCGAGGAAAGUAAGCCCUCGUGGUGGCCACCAAAUGCACGGCAUAAGGAGCCUGACCAUCUGAUGAAACCGGGUAAGACAAGUUUCUGCAGCUUUGCGCCUGGUUAUAUAUAUGCUUACGGUAAUGUGAAGAACGUCUACGAUUGCUUUUGACGAUGCUGCGUUGUCGCAAAGUCCCAGUUGCGAAGUUGGAGGCUGCAACUGCGGAGGCCACAGCUCAUAUCCCGCCGGAGAAGGCUCCUCUUCUGGAAGAGAUAUACCGUGUAGCCAAGAUGGAAGAACGUUAUCGCUCCGGUGGAUUAGGUAGCCAUUCUUUAAACCUGGAUACAAGGGAUGAUGUUUGCUGAUCGUUGCUAAAGCUCCUGGGACGUUGUGCUUUGUUGCGGCUUCCGAGAAGAUUGUCAAGAGCCCAAAUCAAAAAGUUCCAUCCCCAAAGAUGAACGGGGGCUCUUCUUCACCAAUAAUUGGCGCGUCGGGUGCAUUAAGGAACAUGGGUCGCAGGAUGUCAAGUGCACAAAGCCCAGGACAGCCACAACUCUCGCCCACUAUCACCAAUGGAGAAUCAGGCUUGCGAGCUGCCCCAAGGCUGAACACCGACAUUGUCACAGGAGGCUCGAUGUCUCAUAUCCAGUCGCAGAACCCCUUUCGUGGGAAUAGGGGCCAAUCCAACGUUCAGCCCCUAAAUCCACAAGCAGGGCUAGGCUAUAGCACAAACGGAUAUGUGUCGCAGACAUCCCCUGUUCACGAUGAGCAAUAUAUGGAUCAAAACCAGAUGCCAUUAGGCUACACCCCCUACCUUGUGAACCCGCAACAACAGCAGCCUACACCGCACCGUAAUUCCAUUGCUACGUCUCACGGAUAUCCUGGGGCCAACCCACCUCCUCCACACCCUUCCCUUCGCCGGACUCACACCAGCCCUAAUAUUUCACAGCAAUCGCAAUCCUAUGCCGGAUGGCCCUCCCAAAUGCCCAACACACCGCUUGUAAACGGGAUGUAUUCACCAUACAGUCCCAACACCCAGUCUCAGCACUCGCCUCAUGGGUCUCAUAGUGGACACCCGAGCCGUGGGCCUCAGAGUGCGAGUAACCCCCCAACACCUGUGACGGCAACUUCCUAUCAGCAGUUGCCUCACCCCUUGCCUCCGAUGCACCAGCAAUCACAACUGGUAACACCUCCCUCUCAUGAUAUCCCGGGUGGGGAUGAGCGAGGCGAACAACAAUUUGAAACCCCAGCAAUGGCGGGCCCAAUUAGGUCUGGUUCUAUCCAGCAUCAGCAUUCACACAUUAGUCAUGUGAGCUAUUCCGAUUUUUUGGAGAAUGAGCAUGACUUGGGAGCCGUCCAGGAAAACGCUGUUAGUGUUGAGGAUGGGCAGCAAGGUGGAAGAUCGAAGUGA
Messenger RNA from Tuber aestivum (summer truffle), 3780 nucleotides. The record is from the annotation of a GenBank genome assembly. NCBI's taxonomy places the organism in Eukaryota, Fungi, Ascomycota, Pezizomycetes, Pezizales, Tuberaceae.